Saimiri boliviensis boliviensis (Bolivian squirrel monkey) is the source of this 1325-nucleotide messenger RNA. It is a transcript of the gene GGACT, whose product is annotated as gamma-glutamylamine cyclotransferase. Gene Ontology annotation, cellular component: cytosol. The record is from RefSeq and is a predicted model, not a curated record. Gene Ontology annotation, molecular function: gamma-glutamylaminecyclotransferase activity. NCBI's taxonomy places the organism in Eukaryota, Metazoa, Chordata, Mammalia, Primates, Cebidae.
AGUUUUGUUUGAGUCACUUUCACGCAAAUCACUUCUGUCAUUAUAUAACAGUCUGUAGCCCAGACCCAGGCAAGUGGUAAAUAUUUACCUUCACAUCGGAGCCAAGGUCACCACAGGGAGUCACCGUGAAGCACCAUUGCCCUCUAAGACCUUGAGAGGGGAAACAGCAGAACGCCUGGCUGCUAGAGCUCCACUGGGACAGACGGCCAGGACCCGAGUUCCAGGGAACUUAGUGCUGAAACCUGUGUUCUCACUGUAGCCAGAUAACAGCUCUGCCCGAUGGCCCUCCUCUUCGUGUACGGCACCCUGAAGCGGGGCCAGCCCAACCACCGGGUCCUGCGGGAUGGCGCGCACGGCUCCGCAGACUUCCGGGCGCACGGCCGCACGCUGGAGCCCUACCCGCUGGUGAUCGCAGGGGAGCACAACAUCCCGUGGCUGCUGCACCUGCCCGGCUCGGGGCGCCGCGUGGAGGGCGAGGUCUACGCGGUGGACGAGCGGAUGCUGCGCUUCCUGGACGACUUCGAGAGCUGCCCGACCCUGUACCAGCGCACGGCGCUGCGGGUGCAGCUGCUGGAGGACCGGGCCCCAGGCGCAAAGGAGCCGCUGGCGCCCGCCGAGGCGCAGUGCUUCGUGUACAGCACGGCUACCUUCCCGCCGGAGUGGGCCCAGCUCCCUCACCACGACAGCUAUGACUCUGAGGGGCCACACGGGCUGCGCUACAACCCCCGGGAGAACAGAUGAGCGGGGCGGGCAGGGUGGGCCUAGGCAUGAGCGUCCUGGUGCUCCGAGAUGCUCCCAGCCCAGCCCAUGCUGGGUGAAGGCAAAAGCAGAACAGAGCCGUUUCCAAGGAAUCCACCGGAAAAGGAACCAAUAUUUCAGUGGCAUCGGAUUUUACAAAUAAUGUUGACAUGUAAGUAGCAAGCUGGUUCCCUCCCAUCUUUCCACCUGAUAAGAAAAUUGGAGGAUUUUAAUUCCCCUAAAUGGCAUUUAGAGAAUUUGUGUGAUCACACCCCAUUCUUCUUACUCUCCUCUUCCUCCUCGUUCGGUUGUUUUUGUUUGCUCCGCUUUGAGCUCAAGAUAACAUUUAGGAUCAAUGUAAAACACUUGGUGUUGCAGCUAGAUUUCAGCAGCGCUACUAGACUGAUGGUGGCCUGUAGUCCCUGAGAGCUGAUUUUAGACGGCUGGGUAAAAUUUAUAAAGAAGGUCCACAGGGAAAGUAUGCUGUGUAUCAGAGUGUGUACAGCACCAUUCUUCAUAUUUUUUUAUAUCAAGCUUCACAGCAAUAUUAAAGGUUAUUUAAAAUUGAAGUCAAUGUUUCGGGAAAU